AGAGAGAGAUGUACUCGUCCAGAGACAACUGGGAGAGGUUAGUGACAGCAGUUGUACGGAAACAGCAGAUUUGGGAACUAUUCCACUCUCACUCCAGGACCCCUAGCAUCAGUACUAUAGCUUCAUCAGAUGAUAAUGAUGAUUUCAGUGAACAAUUUCUCGAUAACAGAUGGGCAGCAACUUCAUCAUCUGUAUCUCCACUUCCACUUAAUAACCCGCCAUCUGUCACUCAAGUUAUUGGCAACCCAUAUGGUGAAGCCAUCACCCGAAAGCUAUUUCCCGCUAGUUGGUACAGAGCAAAGGAAACAAAGCAAGAAUAUCAUAUCUUUAAUAUUCCUGGUUAGUCGUCUUCUAAAUGCCUAUUUAAAUUACAUGGUGUGUG
Erythranthe guttata (spotted monkey flower) is the source of this 382-nucleotide messenger RNA. NCBI's taxonomy places the organism in Eukaryota, Viridiplantae, Streptophyta, Magnoliopsida, Lamiales, Phrymaceae. The record is from RefSeq and is a predicted model, not a curated record.